CUCGUAUGUUCGCAAAGUCCGCCCACCCUGCAACUCAUCAUCAUCCCACACUCAAAAUGCAGGAACAAUUCGAGCCAUUGAAGAACGACCGCUUGUUGAGAGCCGCGAGGGGCGAGAAGGUGGACCGUCCUCCGAUAUGGGUUAUGCGGCAAGCCGGCCGCUACCUCCCCGAGUACCACGAAGCGAAAGCGGGCCGGGAUUUUUUCCAAUGCUGUCGCUCGCCUGAGGUGGCGUCGACGCUGACCCUGCAGCCCAUCGACCGCUACGAGGGUCUCAUCGACGCGGCCAUCAUCUUCUCCGACAUCCUGGUCAUCCCGCAAGCGAUGGGAAUGCAGGUCGAGAUGGUCGACAAGAAGGGCCCGCACUUCCCGGAGCCGCUGCAGUCGCCCGACGACGGACAGUACGAGAAGGUGAUGCAGAAGCAGGUCGACGUCAAGUCGGAGCUGGACUACGUUUACAAGGCCAUCACGUUGACCCGGCACAAGCUCAAGGGUCGCGUGCCGCUGAUUGGCUUCUGCGGGGCCCCGUGGACCCUGCUGUGCUACAUGGUUGAGGGCGGCGGCAGCAAGAUGUUCGUGCAGUCCAAGACUUGGGUGUACAAGUACGGCAAGGAGUCGCAGGCGCUGCUGCAGAAGAUCGCCGAGAUCUGCGUCGAGUACCUGGCGCUCCAGGUUGCGGCGGGCGCGCAGCUGGUGCAGGUGUUCGACUCGUGGGCUGGCGAGCUGUCGCCUUCUUGCUUUAAGAAGUUCUCGCUCCCGUAUCUGCGCCAUAUCUCUGCCAAUCUGCCCAAGCGGUUGAAGGAGAUGGGGCUGGAGCCGGUGCCGAUGACGGUCUUUGCUAAGGGCGCGUGGUACGGCCUGGAGGAUCUUUGCGAGUCGGGCUACAACGUUGUCGGUCUGGACUGGCUGCAUGAUCCGGCCGAGGCUCGGCGGAUCGCGAAUGGUCGCGUCACCAUCCAGGGUAAUAUGGAUCCCGGCGCGCUCUAUGGUGGGCGAGAGGCGAUCACGGAGAACGUCGAGAUUAUGGUGAAGGGGUUCGAGAAGGGCAAGCAGGGAUGGAUUGCCAACCUUGGCCAUGGCGUGACCCCCUUCGUCAAGCCGGAUGACCUCAAGUUCUUCUUCGAGGAGAUCCACCGACUGACGGCUUCGUGAGACGGUUGCACGAGUGGUUUAUAUUUACUCUUCGAUUGAUUUCAAUCCGAGGGUAUACUCUGACUAUGUACAUGUCGGGCAAUCCCACCCCCUACGUCUAGCCAAACGGCAACCACCAACUUUGUUCAUGAGAUAUAUGCUUGAAUCUAGACCCCGAUAUCCUCAUUCCUAAUUCAAACAGUGGUCAGCAACAACGUCCCAAAAAAUCUGUAUGUAAAGCCAGGUGCAACCACAGAGGCUACAAAAAU
Messenger RNA from Aspergillus candidus, 1399 nucleotides. Its product is annotated as uroporphyrinogen decarboxylase HEM12. The transcript is spliced from 4 exons. Gene Ontology annotation, biological process: heme biosynthetic process. Gene Ontology annotation, molecular function: uroporphyrinogen decarboxylase activity. Gene Ontology annotation, cellular component: cytosol. The record is from RefSeq and is a predicted model, not a curated record. The coding region runs from base 6 to 1151 and encodes 381 amino acids. Lineage: Eukaryota; Fungi; Ascomycota; Eurotiomycetes; Eurotiales; Aspergillaceae.